This is a messenger RNA of Arxiozyma heterogenica, 366 nucleotides long. It is a transcript of the gene SWS2, whose product is annotated as mitochondrial 37S ribosomal protein uS13m SWS2. The transcript has a single exon. Gene Ontology annotation, cellular component: mitochondrion; ribosome; small ribosomal subunit. Lineage: Eukaryota; Fungi; Ascomycota; Saccharomycetes; Saccharomycetales; Saccharomycetaceae. The record is from RefSeq and is a predicted model, not a curated record. Gene Ontology annotation, biological process: translation. Bases 1 to 366 code for a protein of 121 amino acids. Gene Ontology annotation, molecular function: structural constituent of ribosome; RNA binding.
AUGGUGGUUCAUGUAUUAGGGAAAGCAUUCAAGGGGAAACAAGUCAUUAAUAUAGCUUUAGCUUCUAAGAUAUAUGGUAUCGGGUUAGCGACUGCUACCAAGAUAUGUUCCAAAUUAGGGUUUUAUCCAUGGAUGAGAAUGCAUCAAUUAUCUGAAUCACAGAUAUUGAAUCUAAAUAAUGAAUUGUCUAAUAUGACUAUUGAGGACGAUGCAAGGAGUAAAAUUCGUGCUAACAUUGCAUUAAAGAAAAAGAUUGGUUCUUAUCAAGGUUUUAGACAUGAGCAUCAUUUGCCUGUUAGAGGCCAGAAAACUAAGAAUAAUGCCAUGACAGCAAGAAAAUUAAAUAAAUUGAAUAGAUUGGGUUAA